AUGUUCCGUGCAGCAAAUCUAAAAACCAUUGGUAAAGUGGGAACCGGCUGGCACUUUCACCGGAUGAUGGCCGAGCUGGUCCGUGACCUGGUGUCAGCGCUGGAGGAAAGCUCUGAGCAGGCGGCACGUGGCGGCAUUGGGGAUGGAGAGGACCAUGCACUGGCCGUGGGUUGUCUACUUAAGAGGCAGGCUCGCAAGCGGCGUGGCAGAAAGCGACGCUCUGACAACUUCCACCCAUCCUUGGAGACGGGGCACCUCAGUGAGGCCUCAGAGUCCAGUGUGGAGGAACACAAGGACUACAGUGCCAGCACAGGGGGGGUCUCUGGUGCUAACAGACAUGCUCAUGACAACAGUGACUCUGACGAACAGCUAGGCUCUAAACACCGCACUCCCCUCACAGCUGACAUGGGCAGAGGCAAGCAGCCACUCUGGCAGGAUGAUCCUGGGGUGCUGGGAUCUGCAGAGGGCACUUGCAGCUUAAGGUGACGAUGCAAGGUCACCUUAGACUAGACAGAAAUGGCAUCAUAGGAAACCAAAUCUCAAGGAAGGAGAUAUGGUGUUGCUGAAGGACAAGCAGACCAGACUGAACGAAUGGCCAAUGGGAAGGUUAACAAAAGUUCUUCCAAGCAAUGAUGGAGUAGUUAAAAAAGUAGAA
Molecule: messenger RNA, 655 nt
Organism: Lampris incognitus (smalleye Pacific opah)
Lineage: Eukaryota; Metazoa; Chordata; Actinopteri; Lampriformes; Lampridae
Product: G patch domain-containing protein 2-like
Exons: 1
Coding region: 1-486 (161 amino acids)
Source: RefSeq, a predicted model, not a curated record